Messenger RNA from Camelus dromedarius (Arabian camel), 1709 nucleotides. RefSeq names its product olfactory receptor 2G2. The record is from RefSeq and is a predicted model, not a curated record. NCBI's taxonomy places the organism in Eukaryota, Metazoa, Chordata, Mammalia, Artiodactyla, Camelidae. Gene Ontology annotation, molecular function: olfactory receptor activity; G protein-coupled receptor activity. Gene Ontology annotation, biological process: G protein-coupled receptor signaling pathway; detection of chemical stimulus involved in sensory perception of smell. The coding region runs from base 24 to 983 and encodes 319 amino acids. Gene Ontology annotation, cellular component: plasma membrane. The transcript is spliced from 4 exons.
AGUGAGUAAUCAAAGUAAGAGUAAUGCCAUGGACUAAUGACAGCACCUUCUCUGGGUUCAUUCUGGUAGGUUUUUCUGACCGACCUCAGUUGGAGCUGGUUCUCUUUGGGGUAAUCAUGUCCCUUUACCUCAUGACACUCCUCGGCAAUGCUGCCAUCAUCCUAGUAUCCCUCUUGGACUCUAAACUCCACAAUCCCAUGUACUUUUUCCUCUCCCAUCUCUCAUUACUGGACCUUUGCUUCACCAGCAGUAUUAUUCCUCAGCUUCUAGUCAACCUGGGGGGUCCAGAUAAGUCUAUCACGUAUGGAGGCUGUGUGGUUCAGCUCUAUGUCUCCCUUGCCCUGGGAUCCACAGAGUGUGUCCUUUUGGCUGUGAUGUCCUAUGAUCACUAUGUCGCAGUCUGUCGUCCUCUGCAUUACACCUUUGUCAUGCACCCUCGGCUCUGUCACAUCCUGGCAUCUAUGGCGUGGCUCAGUGGUCUGGCAACCACCCUCAUACAGUCCACUCUCACCCUGCAGCUGCCCUUCUGUGGGCAUCGCCAUGUGGAUCAUUUCUUCUGUGAGGUUCCUGUGCUCAUCAAGUUGGCUUGUGUGGACACCACCUUCAACCAGGCAGAGCUCUUUGUGGCUAGCGUCUUAUUCCUGGUGGUGCCCUUGUCACUCAUCCUGAUAUCCUACGGGCACAUCACCCAAGCAGUUCUAAAGAUAAAGUCAGCCAUUGGACGACGUAAAGCAUUUGGAACCUGCUCCUCCCACCUGACGGUUGUGAUCGUCUUCUAUGGAACCAUUAUCUUCAUGUAUCUGCAGCCAGUCAAGAGGAGAUCCAAGGACCAGGUGCCUGAUUUGCGGUUUGAUUCAAUGGGGGAUCCAUUUCAAUGGGGAAUCCACCUCAAAGAUGGCUCUCUUCAACAGACACGUUGCCAGCCACUUGACAAGGUGGUGUUCCUGAUGGGGCCAGCUGAGGAGAGGAAACUGGAGAUGUGACACUGGAGCUGGAAUUCCAUGAACAGUCAGGCUGGACACAGUGUGAUAUGACAACACCCAGGAGUUUUCCAUACUUUAAGGUAGACGGGCUGGAGAUGCAUCUUGUUCUCUGAGGGUGGCACAAAUAAUCAGUAUAAUAUGAGACCACCCAGAAGAUGGCUGUUUGGAUAGAUGAUUGGACUGCAAGUGACAACACUGACUGGGUGACAAGCCAAGACACCAUCGACUAUGAGUACCUUAUUUUUUGGUGGGUAGUACAGGUAAUCAAUGGUUUUUAAAGGUGGUAGGUAGCUGUAGGGACACAGCAUUACCUUCGAGGAUGUAGAGGACCCUAUCCAGUGGGAUGUCCCAUGUCAUCAUGGUGGAUUGGCUCAAAACAAAGGGACCAAAAGUGCCCAUGUCAGGAGAUCUUUUCAGCUGCCAAAUCCAAAAACUAGCUUCGUACAGUGGACCAUAUACCAUAGUGUGCUGGGGGCACAGAAAGAAGAAAUAGAAUUGCAAGGGAGCACAGUCAGCAUUUGUCAGGGAUCUAGAAGGGAAGGUUGGUUGAACCUUGGAAGACACUCGUUAGGUAUUGGUGGAAGGAACAAUUAUUAGCAUGUGUUAUUGAAUCCCAACUAGACAACCUGAUUCUUUCCAUGAUGUGUCUGUGUAUUUGAAGAAAUGUGUCUUUGUUUACAAAUAUAUUUCUACUUUAGUUAAAAACUUUAAUGAUGGUAUUUUGCA